AUGAGUGAUAGUUCAGUCCUUGCUGUUCAUAUUUCUGGYAUAAUUAUUGGUGCUAUCUGCAUCAUUGGAAAUGCCUUGGUUUGUCAUAUCAUCGUUAGACUUAAAUCCAUGAAGACGUCCAUGAAUUACAUCAUACUAAACCUUGCCAUACUAGACGCCAUGACUGGUUUCUUUGGAAUAUUUUUUGUCAUCGCAAACGAYAACAGAGGUGUUCUUGGUCCACYAGUKCUCCAACAGGCAUACAAUCAGAGYRACAYUUUAGCUGARRUACUUUGUAGAKUCCAAUAYGCCUACUGGUUCGGYGGAGCAGUUUCACCUCUAUUACUAACAKCAAUGGCGUUCGAACGUUAUAAAGCCAUUGUCCAUCCUCUUUCAGCCCUUGGCGGAGGUACCAAAGCAAGAUUAAAAUGGAUUUUACUUAUUUCGUGGCUCUCAGGGUUURGUGUUUACUUUGUUGARCUGAUUACAGUCCAUUUCGACAGCAAAGUUGGUAUUUGUACUUCUGAAAGUCACGAUCAUCAUGUGUGGUUCAACCGCAAGGUCUACUUUAUUGUGUAUGCCAUAGCGAUGUACCUCAUUCCGUCCAUUGCUAUGAUAACAUUCUAUAGUCGUGCAAUCAUUGCUUUAAAAAGACCUGAUCAAGUACUUUCAAGUCAACUUGAAGCUCGWAGAAACCAACAUAAAGCGCGAGAACGAGUUUUAAAAGUAGCCAUCUUGGUCACAUGCAUGUUCUAUAUCUUUUGUGGAAUUCCGUACACUGCUUUUGGCUUGAACGAAUUCUUUGGAUUUCUUGAUUACUUGAGAUAUGAUUUGGUGCUUGGCGUUACUAUUAUUGCUCUGACUUUUAAUUCAGCUAUCAACCCUUUCUUAUAUUUUACCUUAAUCAAAUCUUUUCGCAAUGGUUUUCGUCGUGUUUUUAUAAACUGUCAAAGAGAGCGGAUGCGUUCAACAUUCAGUGAGAUAUCUUUAUCACGGCGUUCCGUUAGCUUCGAACGUAGUGAUACUAUUAAAAGCUCUCUUGGUCAACCAAAACUUGUUGCAGURCAAGUUACAGAAGAGAGGUUUGAUUUUAAAGCUUAA
This is a messenger RNA of Exaiptasia diaphana, 1080 nucleotides long. Its product is annotated as type-1 angiotensin II receptor A. Gene Ontology annotation, biological process: G protein-coupled receptor signaling pathway. Lineage: Eukaryota; Metazoa; Cnidaria; Anthozoa; Actiniaria; Aiptasiidae. Gene Ontology annotation, molecular function: G protein-coupled receptor activity. The record is from RefSeq and is a predicted model, not a curated record. Bases 1 to 1080 code for a protein of 359 amino acids. Gene Ontology annotation, cellular component: membrane. The transcript has a single exon.